Messenger RNA from Aethina tumida (small hive beetle), 1427 nucleotides. RefSeq lists its product as uncharacterized. The record is from RefSeq and is a predicted model, not a curated record. The transcript has 2 exons. Bases 770 to 1150 code for a protein of 126 amino acids. NCBI's taxonomy places the organism in Eukaryota, Metazoa, Arthropoda, Insecta, Coleoptera, Nitidulidae.
CUUGUUUUUUGGACGUUUCAAUUGUGCCUCCUCCAUCAAUGACCAUUAAUACCAUUAAAUAAUGCUAAAUGAAAGUAUUUUUUUGCCUAAUUAGGUUGUCAACAAUUUUACAGACAAAUGGUGCAUAUAAGUGAAAUUCUUUCCUUUCUCGGCAUCAGUUUGGAACUUAUUCGCCCUUGUACAACGAAGGAUGUGGCCUUAUAUAUCAACAACCAUCCUGAACUUAUUAAAAUAUUGAACGUUAUGAUAAAAACUGAACAUGAAGUGAGGAAGUUUAGGUAUUUACAGGUCAGGUAUGCUAAAUUGAAACGUUUAUACCAUGCAAGGAUAGAUGUUGUGCAUACUGAUAGCUUAAUGGAUGAUAUAGCCAAACAUGUAGAAGAGAGGAAGAGGAUGAUUUAUGGCAAAAGACAGAAUAUUGUCAACCAGUUGUACCAUAAAUUAAUUCAUAAGGCCAUGACUUUAUAAUUGGAACUAAAACAUCAACUUGAAAGGGUAUUAAUGAGUUCUAUGGACAGUGUAUUCAAUGUUUUGAACUACUCUCUGGGACUAUUAACAAAUUCUGGACAGUGUGUGCGGUACUUCAAAUUACAAUAGUAAAAGCAUCUUCAUCAAGUGUCUACAAGCUCCAAAAGGUAAUGACAUCGUUGUCUUUCAGUUGUGGAAGUCCUUCACACUGUCGAGUCUAUUGGAGUCAUUGUAAAUUUGAGGAGGCACAUUUGGACAGAGCUCAUUCUCUCCAAAUACUCAUCCAUAAUUACUGACCAUCAUGUCCAAGAAAAUCUUUUUACGCCGCAGCCAGGCCCAAACCAACGACAUGACGGGCUACACCGAAGUCUUUCGAUUCCUCAACAUAUCACCGGAACUCCUUCGUCCCUAUACAAUGAAGGACGUGACGAAAUUCCUCGAAAGCCAGCCCAAAUUGAUUAAUUCCUUGCAGCUCAUGAUGAAAGCCGAAAGAGACAUGAAAAAGUUUUACGCCCUACAAGGCAUCUAUAAUCAGAAGAAGAUGACCAAUUUGUCAAUGGGUAAGAAGUAUUAUGAUGAUGUGAUGGAGGGAAUGGUGAAACAUGUGGAAUCCCAGAAGAAGACCAUUCACGUGAAGAGGCAGAAGAUUAAGAGCUUGAUUUAUGUCAAGUUUUUGAAAUAGUACUAAUUUGAACAUUGACUUCAACAUUAUAACUAGAUGUGUGUAAUUUGUUUUUAUUACUUAUAGGUUUUAUUUAACUUAAGUCACUAAAUUUAUUUUUUAAUAAGAAAAGUUUUACUAAAAGUAUAGUUGUGUCAGUAAUUAGCUAAAGCAUUUAAUGUAUGAUAGUACUACUUGAUUUUUAGAGGUGUAUACAAUUACUUUUAUAUUAAUUUGUCAAUGGACUAGUACAUAAUAAUUAUGUAUUUUUUAACUAAUAAAACACCAAUUUAACUUA